Platichthys flesus (European flounder) is the source of this 2628-nucleotide messenger RNA. It is a transcript of the gene b4galt7, whose product is annotated as xylosylprotein beta 1,4-galactosyltransferase, polypeptide 7 (galactosyltransferase I). Lineage: Eukaryota; Metazoa; Chordata; Actinopteri; Pleuronectiformes; Pleuronectidae. The coding region runs from base 464 to 1426 and encodes 320 amino acids. The record is from RefSeq and is a predicted model, not a curated record. Gene Ontology annotation, molecular function: xylosylprotein 4-beta-galactosyltransferase activity. The transcript has 6 exons. Gene Ontology annotation, biological process: carbohydrate metabolic process; proteoglycan biosynthetic process.
GAUUCGUCUUCUGGUCGCACCGUUUUACAAAUGGCUGAUUGUUUUUCUAUCGUUUGAAAUAACAGUUAAAUGUUUCCGUGUCGUGUGUCAGCUUCUCUCCCGCUCACGAUCACUUCUCCCCGGGUUCCGGCGGACACACGGGGCCGGUAGAGUCCCGGUAGAGUCCCGGUGAGAGCCGGAGGUGUUCGGACCCGGAGCGGCGGCGGUGUGACCCGGUGCUACGUGUCCGGUGAGGGAGCGAAGAGCCCGACGCACCAACAUGGAUCCUCACGCACUCCGACGCUGAACUCUACAAGCUCGGGUUCACCGCUGCGGGGACGAACCGCUUCGUUAGUCAGGAGGUAGCACCGGGUCGGUCCGGACCAUGGAGCCGUGAGAACCGCUGGAGGUGACCGGAGAGGAAUCCCCCGAGCCCCGCGGAGCUGCUGUCGGUGUGUCGGUGUCCGAGGCACCGGGAGAAAUCAUGAUGUAUUCAUCCAGAAGGAAACCGGUGCUGUGGUUCAGAGAGGACAGGAGGUUCCUGUCGGGCAGAUGCACCGUCUACAAGCUGUUCGGCCUCUGCAUGCUGCUGGUGCUGGUGUCUCUGCUGUGGCUGCAGCUCAGCUGUUCAGGGGACAUGUCCCCCCCGAAGCAGGAGGACAGACACCUCGCCCAGCAGCAGCCGCCCUGCCCCGUGGACGGCCGGGCGUCUGCAGUGGACGACCUCUCCUGGGGUCCUCACAAGCUGGCCCUGAUCAUCCCCUUCAGAGAGCGCUUCGAGGAGCUGCUGGUGUUUGUUCCCUUCAUGCACACGUUCCUCAACAAGAAGAAGAUCCGCCACAAGUUCAUCAUCAUCAACCAGGUGGAUCACUACAGGUUCAACCGAGCGUCGCUCAUCAACGUGGGCUUCCUGGAGAGCGGGAACGACACGGACUACCUGGCGAUGCACGACGUGGACCUGCUGCCGCUGAACGACGCUCUGGACUACGGGUUCCCCGAGGGGGGGCCCUUCCACGUGGCCUCGCCCGAGCUGCACCCGCUGUACCACUACAAGACGUACGUGGGGGGGAUCCUGCUGCUCACCAAGAAGCACUACCACAUGUGUAACGGGAUGUCAAACCGGUUCUGGGGUUGGGGCAGAGAAGACGACGAGUUCUACAGGAGACUGAAGAAAGCUGAGCUGCAGCUGUUCAGACCCAGUGGAAUCACCACCGGAUAUAAAACCUUCCUCCACAUCCACGACCCGGCCUGGAGGAAGAGGGACCAGAAGAGGGUCGCUGCUCAGAAACAGGAGCAGUUCAAGGUGGACCCGGGGGGGGGGCUGACCAACCUGCGGUACCAGGUGGAGUCCAGACAGGAGCUGACCAUCAGCGGAGCGCCGUGCACCGUCCUCAGCACCAAGCUGGAGUGUGACCAGGACCAGACGCCGUGGUGCCUGCUGCUGUAGGCGAGCACGUGGCACAGCGGUGACGCGGGUUCGAGCCCCGACUGGAAACUUCUCCUGGUUUUAUUGUUUAACUGGGAUCCUGUUCUCCUGCUGAUCUGCAGCUGGAUUAUCUUCAGUGACACCAACAGACUUAUUGAACUUUGAUUCAUUUCCACAUUGAACUGAAACGAGCAGCUGAAGUUUAAUAAUCUGAGGAUCGAACCAACAACCUCUGACUUGUGUUUGAAUCCGUGAAGGACUCAAACAUCCUGAUGGCGACUUCCUGUCGGUCAAACUGCUCAAGAACCAGAGCAUUCAAACUUCUCACCAUGACCAUGAACAAACGCACUUCCUGUGUGACCUCAAACCUCAGCGGACGCAGACUGACUGUUACAUCGUGGCUGAUCUGAGUCAAGCUGGACGAGCAGGAUCCUGCUGGUACGACCUGAACCUAAAGUGUAUCUUCUUACUGUGGGUCUGUGCAGAGGAACCGACCUCCAGCCACAGACGUCUGUCCAGAUGUCCACCACAUCUGGACAGACUAGCAUCUCACUGUCACGUCACUGGGUUUGCUUUAGUGCUUUAGAUCAGAAGAUAGCAGUCAGAUGAAUCUUCAAUAUCAUAAUUAACCAAGUGUUUGCUCAUCAACAGUAUGAUCUAUUUAUAGACUCAGAAUUCACCAGAGGGAAAAAUUGACUUUACUUUACAAUCAGGAUUCUGUAUCAUAAUCAAAAGCUGGUAUUGAAUAGUUUCUAUUUCCCAUAAUUACAAGAGAUGAUGAGCUAUGAACUCAUAACUACCAGAGAACUCCUCACUGUUGCCAUGAUGGACUCUGAUGUUGUGUUUCAGUGAGAACCGACACUGAGACGUUCUGGUCCUGGUUCACAUGUUGUUCACACCAGCUUCAAUCAUUUGAUUAUUCUCAUAGUUCACAAAUUAAUGAUCCUAGAACCCCUGAAGUGGUUUAUUGAGAUGAAUCUCAGAGUUCUCUGUCUUCAGUCUGGUUCUUAGUUUAGUUUUUGUUCGGCGGCUGACACUGUCUUCUUCCCUGCUGUUGUCAUGUGCUGGUCGGCCUCCAGGGGGCGCCAUUGAGUUUAAAGACAAUGUAUUUAGAUGUCGUCAUUUACAGACCAUGAUGUCGUACAUAUUUUGUUUCACACAGAUGAUGGUGCCAUUUAUUUGUACAGUAUUCAGUAUUUAUAUACAAGAAAAACAAGAAGCAA